Messenger RNA from Neopelma chrysocephalum (saffron-crested tyrant-manakin), 3056 nucleotides. It is a transcript of the gene CAPZA2, whose product is annotated as capping actin protein of muscle Z-line subunit alpha 2. The transcript has 11 exons. The record is from RefSeq and is a predicted model, not a curated record. NCBI's taxonomy places the organism in Eukaryota, Metazoa, Chordata, Aves, Passeriformes, Pipridae. Gene Ontology annotation, molecular function: actin filament binding. Gene Ontology annotation, biological process: barbed-end actin filament capping; actin cytoskeleton organization. Gene Ontology annotation, cellular component: actin cortical patch; F-actin capping protein complex. Bases 1 to 1086 code for a protein of 361 amino acids.
AUGACUCAGAGCAAAGAAAAGAUUGUGACUAAAAGGAAUGUAAAGCCAAACCCAGAAACAAUUGGGCGACAACCCUCCCUUUCCGCGACGACCACGCCCUUCCACCCCUGGAUCCCCACCCGCCCCGCGCGCGCGCAGGCAUGGCCUCCGCAGGGAGCGCGCGCGGGUCCCGCCCUUCCUGCCCGGGAGGAGGAGCCGGGAGGGGGCGGUGCAGCCGACGGGAAGAUGGCGGACCUGGAGGAGCAGCUGUCCGACGAGGAGAAGGUGCGUAUAGCGGCAAAAUUCAUAAUUCAUGCUCCUCCUGGGGAAUUCAAUGAGGUGUUCAAUGAUGUUCGGUUGCUGCUUAAUAAUGAUAAUCUUCUCAGGGAAGGAGCAGCGCAUGCAUUUGCACAGUACAACUUGGACCAGUUUACUCCAGUAAAAAUUGACGGUUAUGAUGAACAGGUUUUGAUAACAGAACAUGGUGAUUUGGGAAAUGGAAAAUUUUUGGAUCCCAAGAACAAGAUUUCUUUUAAAUUUGAUCACUUAAGAAAGGAGGCUACCGAUCCUAGACCCCACGAAGUUGAAAAUGCCAUAGAAUCGUGGAGAAAUUCAGUUGAAACAGCAAUGAAAGCAUAUGUGAAGGAACACUAUCCAAAUGGUGUUUGCACAGUGUAUGGUAAAACAAUUGAUGGACAGCAAACCAUUAUUGCAUGCAUAGAGAGCCAUCAGUUCCAAGCAAAAAAUUUUUGGAAUGGCCGUUGGAGGUCAGAAUGGAAGUUUACAAUCACCCCUUCAACCACUCAAGUGGCUGGCAUCUUGAAAAUUCAGGUUCACUAUUAUGAAGAUGGUAAUGUUCAGCUGGUGAGCCAUAAAGACAUACAAGAUUCUCUAACAGUGUCUAAUGAAGCCCAGACAGCGAAGGAAUUUAUAAAAAUCGUAGAGGCUGCAGAAAAUGAAUAUCAGACUGCUAUCAGUGAGAAUUAUCAGACUAUGUCCGACACUACUUUCAAGGCCUUACGUCGACAGUUGCCAGUUACCCGCACCAAGAUUGACUGGAACAAGAUCCUUAGCUAUAAGAUUGGAAAAGAGAUGCAGAAUGCUUAAAGUGAACGUUGCAUGACUGGAUCGUUUUAGUGUCCUUGUAUACAAAUAAAAAUUAUUACAAAAAGUAUUUGGAACUGUCAGAUCACCCAGUCAGCAUGGGCUUUUGCCAUUGAAAAUCACUGUAAGUAGUUUGGUUAGAGCACAAAGCUUAGCUAAUUGACUUUUUUCCUUUUUCCUUCCUUUCAGAGGGUUGCAACUUCAGUAUAGCUGAGUAUCUUCCUUUAGAGUCUCUGUUGUACCUUUAUUUUUUUAUAAUGAAGAGACCAUGCCUUUAGUUUUCAAUUACACGUUAAGAACAGUUUGGAAAAAUAUUUUUGCAUAUGAUAACCCUUUCUCUUGCUUUCAUGUGAAAUGGACAACUUCCAAAAUUUGCUGGGUUCCUUGUGGAGAUCAGUAAUGUGCAUUUCUAGGUCAAGGUCAACAUGGAGUUCGCCAUAGGUGCUGUUGUAGAAAUCGUCUGUCUGUUCAUUUUAUGUAAAAUUGGGAAAAGCGUUUUCUGUAUCAUUUAAACCUGUCAGAAGACUUACCUAGCUAGGUCCAUGGUAGCUAAAUUUUUUUUUUAAAGAAAAGGCCAAGGUCUAAUGCUGUUUUAAGACUUUGAAAUUAAAUAAAAGUACUUACUCCAGAAAUGCAUUUAAUGCUUUGUUCUGACAAUUACUUAAAUGAGCUCAAACUCCAUCUGCCCUCGAGCUUUUUUAUCAUAAAGCUACAAAUGUAUUAUAACAAGGCAUAUUGUAAUAUAUAUAAUCCUGUACUCAUUACUAUGUCUGUUUAUUUUUUCUUGAAUUGAAAUGUACUAAAAUUCAAUGUGACAUUAAAAUGCAAAUUUUCUAUUUAUUUGAGUAUCAGAUUCCUUCCUGAUAUAGCCUGGUUUUAGUGUUUCUAAAUAUUUUUUAAAUUCUGCUUAAAACAGCCACAAACUUGUGUAUUUGGAGAUUGUAAUAUUAUCAGUUGUUUCCAUCUGCAUUUAAGAAACAUCUACACAUGGAAUUCUACUUAAAACAGGUAUCUUUUAGCUUCAUAUUGGCUACAGAGGAUGGAAGAAAUUACAAGACCAAAAAUUAAUACAUGUGUCUGGAGAAUACCUUCCCUGAUGUAUCUCAUAUUGAAAAUGUAUGUCAGGUAUCUAAAAACACAGACUCCAUUAUAAAUGCUGUAUAGCACUUCUAUGAAAUGCAUAACUUUCAUUUUUAAUUAGAUAAAAAUUUGUUCUACAAUAUGCUACAUACUUAUAUGCUCAUGAUGGAAAAUUAAAAAGCUUUUUUAUUUUUGAGAAGGCAAGUAUUCAUGCUCACUCCUAAACAGUAAAGCUUACACAAAGGUUUUAUGUCUUUGUUUACAGCAUGAUUUAAUUAACUACCUUUAACUCUCAAGUUACAGCAUAGCAAGAGAAAGAGUCUAGACUUGGUACUGAGUAUAAAAAAGUACACACAAAGUAGUUUGCUGUUUGAAUUGUAAUAGCAAUACUCCAAUAUUCUGUUCUUCAGUGCUCUCUUAUACUGGGUUAUAGACGUUCUUGAAACUGCUGCUACUUUACAGUACUAAACUGUACAGUAGAAGAAUGGGAUUUGUUCUACCACAGUCUUCCUGGAGAGUUGCUCUCUCAAUUGUCUUUGUAUAUAAGCUACUGACCUGUGAUGUUCUUUUAAAAUCAGCUUAUAAAAGUAGUAUGUGAGCCAAUAACAAAUGCUGAGUCAUUGUCAAGUCAGUCUGUCAAUCUUAACUAAGAUCUAAAUACAAACCUUCUUCAAAGAAUUUCGUCCAACCUAUUUGAGAACAAGCUAAACAGCAGUGAAUGGAGAACUGUUAAUGGGCAACAAUGGUGCAUAUAACUUUUCUAGCUGUUUAGAAUGUUGUGUAUGACCAGAAUCAGCACUGGCUAAAAGUCAGAAUGCUAUUUUUCUUACCUGAAAUUAAAAGUUACUUUUAAAUAUAUUCCUAAUAAAGAGGUAUUUUACUGUGAAGUACUC